Manihot esculenta (cassava) is the source of this 1573-nucleotide messenger RNA. Its product is annotated as protein NETWORKED 3C. Gene Ontology annotation, molecular function: actin binding. NCBI's taxonomy places the organism in Eukaryota, Viridiplantae, Streptophyta, Magnoliopsida, Malpighiales, Euphorbiaceae. The transcript is spliced from 3 exons. The coding region runs from base 507 to 1316 and encodes 269 amino acids. Gene Ontology annotation, cellular component: vacuolar membrane. The record is from RefSeq and is a predicted model, not a curated record.
GGAGAUUGGGAACUCCGAGAAAUUAUACUAUUUUAAUUAGUUUAAACAUCCCUCCAUCACGGCACUCGUCCUGCUUCCACACAGCAUAAUAGCAAAUUCAAGCACCGAGAAGGAGAGGUAGAGGGAGAGGGAGAGAGAGAGAGAGAGGGAGAGGGAGAGUUCCGUUAUAGUAUAUCGGUGGAAAAAAGGAAGACCACUCAGGUGAUUUGGCGUUUUCAAAUUUGCACUUCCCUUUCCCUCUAUGGUUUAGUGCAUAAAAUUACUAAACUGACCCCGAUAUUUUAUACUGCUUCUCCUACGCUAGAUGACUAAAUCUGUCUUUUUAUACCAUUUUUGUCCCCAUCAAUAAGACAAUAACACCAAGCGGUAACGUUCGUCGUUCUGUAGGUUCGCUGUGGAUUUUGGACUCUUGUAUUUUAUGUGGCCACAAGUUAAAAUUCGUUGAUUUUGAGCUGUGUUCUUUUGAUUUAGGUAUAGAAGAGAGUAACCAAGGAGAGACAUAGAAAAUGGUGGAGAUGCUGAAGAAGGAUACGUCGUAUUGGUGGUGGUUUGACAGUCACCAAAGCUCCAGACGCUCUCCGUGGCUACAAUCUACUCUUGGCGAGCUGGACAGGAAGACAAAGGCAAUGCUGAAAUUGAUAGAGGAAGAUGCAGAUUCAUUUGCGCAGCUUGCAGAGAUGUAUUACAAGAAGCGGCCAGAGCUUAUUAGUAUGGUUGAAGAUUUUUACAGGACACAUCGAGCAUUAGCAGAGCGAUAUGAUCAACUUAAGUCUGACUCUGGAAACCGUCAUCUAGCAAUGUUGGGGUCCCAAGUUUCAACCAAAUAUCAACUGCAGAAGUUCAUGAAUGGAAUGGAUCAAACCUAUGACAACCAUUCUGAAACUUAUGACUCGGAGGACGCUGCUGAAUCUGAAGUUGAAGAUCCUGAACCGAUAGAGGAAACUGAACUUGAUGAAGGAAUGGGGGAGGUUGAGGAACCUGAACAUGGAAUGGAAAAUAGUGAAGUUGAAAGUUCAGGUGCAAUCUGCAAUGAUGAAGUGAUGAAAUUGAAGGAAGAAAUAGAAAGACUCAAGGAAGAGAACAAGAUUCAGAGGGAACAGCUUUUGCAGAAAGAUGAAGAGAAGAGAGAGGUUAUAAGACAGCUCAGUUUGGCAAUGGAAGUACUUAAGCUAGAAAAUAUGCAGCUCAGAAAGUGUGUAGCUAGAGAGACGCCCAAGAAAAUGAGCAUUUUUGAGUUAGAGAGGUUGAAGGAAGUAUUUUCAAGGAAGCUAUUCAAUGGGUGUUCAAAAUCUCGUGGGACUAUACUAGCUCUUUAGACAUGGGUUGCAGCCAGCAUGUUGUUUGUAGAGACAGUUCAACCAACAAGUAGUUUAUAGAGACAGUUCAUAUCUAGAAGAGAAUGUAAAAUCAAUUGUUGUUCUUUUCAGCUCAAUAUAGGAAGUAAACAUACAUUGUUGUUCUUUUCAGGUCAAAUAUAGGAUACGUAAACAUACAGCAGCUUUGAACUCUAUUUAGGAAGCAAAUGUAGGAGUAAAAUUAUAAUAAAGCAUGCCAAAAUUACCAAUUAUUGUCA